AAAUAAAUAGUUCAAUUUUAUAUUUCAGAUGCCACACUUAAUGAUUUCAUACGUAAAUAGUUAGCAGUACUAAAUUUGGAUACCCGCUGGAAAAAUGUGGAAGAAACUUCGUAUACUCUCAAUAACGAUGUUUAAGACACUAACUGUACUCUUUAUCGUCUGCUGUCUGGCAAACCUUUCUUCCAAUUCUAGUCAGCAACCAACACUUGUGACAUCAGAGAACAAGGAGCCUUAUACAAGAGUGUUCACCGUUUCUCAUAUGGUGUCACCAAAAAUUACGGAUUCAGUAGUUAAAAACAAUAAAACAACAGUUGUUUUUAAAAACAAUACUUUAAAAUUUAUAGUUGAAAACAAUACUACAAGAGUUUUUGAUUUAGUUAAAAACAAAACUACAAAAUUUCAAGUUAUAAACAUUACUACUACACAUUUUUUGUUAAAAAAUAUAACUACAAAAAUUCAAGUUAAAUACAAUACUGUAAAAGUUCCAGUUAAAACCAAAACAACAAAAGUUCCAGUUAAAUACAAUACUGUAAAAAUUCCAGUUAAAAUCAAAACAACAAAAGUUCCAGUUAAAACCAAAGCAACAAAAGUUCCAGUUAAAACCAAAACAACAAAAGUUCCAGUUAAACACAAUACUGUAAAGAGUACUCAAAUUUACGAGUAUUCAUUUCCAUACCUUCAUGUUCCUGUUCAAGUGUGUAAAUCAAAUGGUGCUAAAUUUGAUCCUUUCUUGUUAUUUGUGGUAAAAUCUGAUGUUAACCAUAUCGCCCAUCGAAUAGCUAUACGAAAUACUUGGGGAAAUACGUCUAACCAAGGAAUAAAACUGGCUUUUCUCCUUGGGUAUUCACCGUUGAUGAAAGAAUUUAUACAAAUGGAAAGUGACACAUAUAAUGACAUUAUUCAACAGAACUUUCUAGACGAUUACCACAAUAGUACAUUAAAAACAAUAAUGGGUUUUACAUGGGUUGCUACCCAUUGCAGUGGUGCAAAGUAUAUCUUUUUUGUAGAUGAUGACUAUAUUGUGAAUACCAAAUACAUUUGGGAUCAUUUGCAUAAAUUGUUUAUUGCUGGAAAGCGCAGUGUGUACUUGGGAUAUGUCUGGAAAGGUGCCAAACCUCAUAGGAAUGCUAAUUCUAAAUGGUUUAUUUCAAAAGUUGACUUUAAGGAUGAUAUUUUGCCACCAUACGCCGGUGGUGGCUCGUUGGUAUUGACCGUUGAUAUAAUAAAUAAACUGUUGAGUCAGUUCAAAUUUAUGUAGCAAAUAUUUAUAGAUGACUUAUACCUGGGUAUUGCAUGUAAAAAGUUACACAUUACUCUAAUCCAUGAACCAAGAUUUAGUGUACGUUAUCAACCAGACAAAAUGAACCAUUUAUUUUCAUCCCAUGGAUUCAGAUCUCCAAUGAAAUUAGUUGAAGACUGGAAAAAGUUCUAUAUUAAAUAUGAUAUGGUACUAUAGUGUCUACUAUUUGUUUAGAUGCCGACUUUAAUAAAUUGUAAUGUAAAAUCUUUGAACAUGAUAGUAAUGUUUUAUUCUAUAUAUUUAUUUUGUUGAUAAAGUCAGUAUCAAAAACCAA
Mytilus trossulus (common blue mussel) is the source of this 1574-nucleotide messenger RNA. RefSeq names its product beta-1,3-galactosyltransferase 1-like. Lineage: Eukaryota; Metazoa; Mollusca; Bivalvia; Mytilida; Mytilidae. The record is from RefSeq and is a predicted model, not a curated record. Gene Ontology annotation, molecular function: UDP-glycosyltransferase activity; hexosyltransferase activity. Gene Ontology annotation, cellular component: Golgi membrane. The transcript has a single exon. The coding region runs from base 95 to 1258 and encodes 387 amino acids.